Messenger RNA from Octodon degus (degu), 3037 nucleotides. RefSeq names its product B cell receptor associated protein 29 (gene Bcap29). The transcript has 8 exons. The record is from RefSeq and is a predicted model, not a curated record. Bases 83 to 754 code for a protein of 223 amino acids. Gene Ontology annotation, biological process: endoplasmic reticulum to Golgi vesicle-mediated transport; intracellular protein transport. Lineage: Eukaryota; Metazoa; Chordata; Mammalia; Rodentia; Octodontidae. Gene Ontology annotation, cellular component: endoplasmic reticulum membrane; endoplasmic reticulum.
GCCGGAGACGUCUGACGUCCUCGCGUCGUCUGACGUGGAGCGGCGCGGGAGCGGGUGGCCGAGCGGGUGCGAAGACCCAAAAAUGACAAUCCAGUGGGUGGCAGUUGCAACCUUUUUGUAUGCCGAAAUAGGACUCAUUUUACUCUUCUGUAUACCUUUCAUUCCUCCUCAGAGAUGGCAGAGGAUUUUAUCAAUUAAAGUCUGGGGUAAAAUUGCAACAUUUUGGAACAAGGCUUUCCUAACAAUCAUAGUCCUACUGAUUGUCCUAUUUCUAGCAUCCACCAAAACUAGCGCCUAUGAACAUACACAGAUGAAACUUUUCAGAUCUCAGAGAAAUCUUUAUAUUUCGGGAUUUUCUUUAUUUUUUUGGCUGGUGUUGAGACGUCUGGUUACACUUAUUACUCAGCUGGCGAAAGAGCUGUCAAACAGAGGAGUACUUAAAACUCAAGCAGAAAAUACUAAUAAGGCUGCCCAAAAAUUCAUGGAAGAGAAUGAAAAACUAAAACGGAUCUUAAAAAACCCUGGCCCAGAGGAGGAACGUGUUUUGGAAGCAGAAAAUAAAAAGUUAGUUGAAGACCAGGAAAAACUGAAAACUGAAUUAAAGAAGACUUCAGCUGCCCUUUUUAAGGCACAGGAUGAUGUGAUGACAAUGAAGAUGCAGUCGGAGAGACUUUCAAAAGAGUAUGACCGACUCCUAAAAGAACACUCAGAACUUCAGAAUCGUUUUGAAAAAGGCAAUAAGAAAGACCUGUGAACCUUAGGAAAGAAGACUGUGAUAUACAAUGUGAAGAUAAGAAAUUUGUGACAAUGGCAACCACAAGAAAAUGUAAAAUUCAGUUUGGAGAAUGUACUACAACUGGCCGCUAGUUUCUAUUUUUACUGCUACACAUAGGGUGUAUAGUAAUAAUACUGUCAAAAUAUUUGAUAAUGUUUCAGAUACAAAGUGUAUAUUCCAGCUCUUUUAAAAACUACAAGCAUGUUAAAUGUCAUAUUUACAUUUGAUAAUAACAUUGGUAUAUGAUGGCUAUUUACAAAUGAAAGAAAAAUUCACUAGCCAGUUACUUCCAAAAUUAGAUUUUUUAAAGUUGCAUGAAACCAUUAAUACCCUUGAAAGCCAUGAUGCCUUUCAUUAAUAAUAUAAUUAGAUGAUAAUGCUAAUGUGUUUGAAAGUAGUGCUUAGUAGCAGCAAAUUUGUUUAUAAAGAAAUUAAAUACAGAUAAAUAAUAAGAAUUAGCCACUGUGUUUAUAGAAAAGACUUGAAAAGAAUAAUGAAAACAAUGACCUUUUUUUUUUUUUUAAGACUGCAGGUACUAUACUUUGCUAUAGUAAGAUGGCUAUGUUGAUAAUUAUAUUUUUGUUACUGUUGGACUUUUUUAUUGACAUUUGUGCUAGUACUAUAUAAUUAGUAAGUAUUCUGCCUUUUCAGAUUUCCCCCAGCAAUAAGGGUUUAUAUCUCUGCAUAGCUAUCAUAGCAUUGAACUGAACUUAUUUUGCAUUAUAGAAUUCUUGACUUAAAAAGUUAAUGUAUAAUGUAUCCUAAAAACAGUGUUUUCUCUGGAUUUGAGUUAUACAAACAUUACCUCAAACAUAUGCACACUGGUGUCACAUAGUUUCUCUGAGAUGUUUCUGUAUUCUGAAUAUUAAAUAUUAUUUUUUAAUUCAGUAUGCAUUUAGAGGUAGUGAUCGUAAUAUUAAUUUGACUUUGGUUGUUUCAGCUUAAGUUUAAACAUGAAAAUCCACUUCCUUGUCUCAUGAAGAUCUAAUUAUAAAAGAAAAUGAAAAUACUAACUAGAAUUUUUCUUUUCUACUCACUGUUAAACACUGUUUGGGGGAUUUUGUUUUGAGAUUUUUGUUUAUUUACUCAUUUGUAAUACUAAAGAUUAGACCCAAAGAGUGCUGAGCUAGCACCUUUUACUUUUUAUUUUAAAGCAGCAUCUUUCAAAGCUGCCCAGGCUGGCUUCAGACUUACAGUCCUUCUGCUUCAGCACCUGAGUAGCUGGGGCUGUGGAGCUUAGCUGAGUUUAUCAUUUUAAAUCCAGCUUAAUGGUAUAGUUAAGUUUUUAUUGGAGAGGGGGUGAAAUGAGCAAAUACAUAAUUUUAUUUCAGAUAAAAGUCAGGAGUUACUGCUAGAAAACAGACAUGGAGGAGACAUUUAACAAGAGUAAGAAAUUGGAGACCAUAUGGGCUGACAAUACCAGAAAUAACCAGAAAGGGAGGGCGUGGUGGAGAAGCAGAGAAAUGAACGAAUGACAGCUCAGAGCAUAGACUUAGAAAUAUCAGAGUGAGAGCAGGAUGGGUAAAUAUGAGGAUGGUGAGUGAGUGAGGUCUUGGCCUGCUCCACACACAUCGAGUCUUAGGCCAGAAUAACAUACAGAAAAGGAAAAACUGUUGCUUUAGAGCAGCAGAACCAGAAUCUAAUCCUGCCUUCACCACUUAGACAUUUGAGCUUUAAAAGAAGCCACUGAAACUUUCUAGGGCUUCAUUUUCUAUUAUGUCAAUUAUUGUUACUCUCCUAUUGGUCUGUUUUGAAAGUCUGUUUUAUUUUUAUUUUCUUUUUAAAUAAUUUUAAAAACUAAAAUAAAGUUGAAAUUGGGUUACUAUAGAAACUAACAGUGAUUCUUGAUGUUGAGACUGUAUAGUUAGGAGAAAGUCUGGGUUCUCUUAGCAUGAAAAAGCUAAUUAAAAUUUAAAUAUUGGAGAUCUUAGACUUUUACAGUUUUAUAGAACUCUUAACUGGAGAUGGCAAAAGUUUGUUUUCCCCAGGUAAACUGGAGAGAAGUUGGAUCGAGAAUCAGGGUUUAAGUUUAAAAUUCAGGUGUACUGGUUUCCUAGAUAUUAUUGUAGUCUUCAUUUACAAACUACCCAUGAUUUGCUAAGCCUAAAAUACUGCCGUGUGAAGCCAGGGUUUGAACAAGUGGUCUGGCAUCCAAGCCUUUACUUUUCCGCUGUACCGUACUGUUUCACAAGGUAGGUUUGCCAGUUAUUCCUGUUACUCUCCUUACCAACGAUGGUGGCUAGCAAAUCAGGUUCAAUGAGA